AUGGACGCCGACAACAGCUGUCUCUUCAACGCCGUCGGGUAUGUGACGGAGCGCAGUCGAGACAAGGGGGCGCAGCUGCGACAGGUGAUUGCGCGCGUGGUGGCGGGGGACGAGCAGCGCUUCACAGAGGCCGUGCUGGACAAGCCCAACGCCGCCUACUGCCAGUGGAUCGCCCGCGCUGACUCCUGGGGCGGUGGCAUCGAGCUAGCCAUCCUUUCCGAUCAUUUCGCCAAGAAGAUUGCCGCUUUUGACAUCCAAACAAAGCGAUGCGACGUGUACGGGCAGGACAAGCCGUACAGCGAGACCAUCAUGCUCAUAUACGAUGGCAUUCACUACGAUGCCCUUGCGCUCUCCCCGUGUGAGGGGGCGCCAGAGGACUUUGAUCAGACCAUCUUCCCGGCCACUGCAGCGCAUCCCCUCCCUCCCGCGGUGCGCCGCAGUGCAGAGGCCCUGGUGGACGCCGCCCACAGGGCCAAGAGCUUUACGGACACGGCACGUUUUGCACUUCGCUGUGUGGUGUGCCAGCAAGGGCUGGUGGGACAGAAGGAAGCUGUGCAACACGCACAAGCAACGGGCCAUGCUAACUUUCAAGAAUACGCCUGA
Messenger RNA from Closterium sp. Naga37s-1, 603 nucleotides. The record is from the annotation of a GenBank genome assembly. Lineage: Eukaryota; Viridiplantae; Streptophyta; Zygnematophyceae; Desmidiales; Closteriaceae.